AGUUUUUUAUUAUUUAAAUAGAUUCNAAAACAUAUCGAGACAGAGUACAAGAACCUCAACCUAUAGAUGAAUAUAACUUUUUAGGUUAUCUUAGCUUUUUAUUUUAUGUUCCUUUGCUUUUUUCAGGGCCAUCAAUGGGCUACAAUGCAUUUAAUUCUUAAUUAAAAAUCCCACAAUAGCAAAUGAAUAGUGCAUAAGUCCUAAAAUAUAUUUUAAGAGUUUAUUUUGUUGAUUUGUUAACUUUUGAAAUUUUUUUACACAUUUGCUAUCCUAACGCUCUUCCAAAAAUCCGUGGUAAUUUUGAAAUUUUGAAAACCUUUUCAGCUUUUGAAUUUCAUGUUAUGGGUUUCACAAAUCUCAUAUUUUUAUGGUACAAAUUUCUCACAAUUUGGAGAAUAGCCAGAGGAUGGGCGUUACUUGAUGGUAUUCUAUGUUCUAAAAUAGGAAUUGAAACACCUGAAAAUAUGAACAGAUGCAUCUAUAACAAUUAUAAUUUCAGCGGUUUUUGGAGAUCUUGGCAUAGAAGUUUCAACUAAUGGCUAAUUAGAUAUAUAUAUGUACCUUUAGGGGGAUCUAAAUAUAAAUCUUUUAAUAUGUGGGCUAUUUUUACAUUUGUUGCUUUAUGGCAUGAUUUUAAAUUGGAUCUUUUACUUUGGGCUUGGAUCAUUUGUUUAGCACUUAUUCCUGAGAUUGCUUUGUAAAAAUAUUUUGACAAAGAAUUCUUCUAUAAAAAACCAUGGUUUUUAUGGUUGUGUAGAUUAGGGGGAGGAUUCUAAAUUGAAAUGAUGUGCUUAGCUAAUCUUAUAGGAUUUGGUAAUGGUCACGAAGGGAUGGAUGUUAUCCUUUAAAAAUUUAUGAGUUGGGAAGGUUUGUUGUGCUUCUUAUUCUAUUGUGUUAUUAGAAAUGGAUUUGCAACAACUAUACAAUUUAGGAUAAGGGAUGAUGAAAAAGCAGAGUCAAAUGAAAAAAACUUUUGA
Molecule: messenger RNA, 977 nt
Organism: Paramecium sonneborni
Lineage: Eukaryota; Ciliophora; Oligohymenophorea; Peniculida; Parameciidae
Source: the annotation of a GenBank genome assembly